AUGCCGUUUAAGAGGACUCAAAUUGCGGCAAAAUCUUCCGAAGAGUUUGGAGAGUAUAUGCAGGAGCUGAUGGACGAAAACAUUAUUGAAGCCCGCAGGGGUGAGCGUAUAGAUGGUAAAGAGCUGAACAAGGGGGCACUAUCACACGAUGACAUCCGUGGAAACACCUUUAUCAUGCUAGCUGCCGGACAGGAGACUUCGGCAGGUGUGCUUCAGUUUAUCUUGUUGGAACUGGCAAACAACCCAGUAUCGCAAAGAAGUCUUCACGGUGCCAUUGACGAGACAUGUGGUGAUGGUGAUCCAUCAUUGUGGGACUAUGAAAACCUGAUCAAUCCCAAGAUGGCCAGCAUGUUGGGCGCUUGUAUUAACCAGACUCUGAGAAUGACGCCUGCGGUUGUCGAAAUUCCUGAAGCAGUGCCUUCGAAAUAGGGUCAGAUCAUCACUAUCGGCGGUAAGAGUCAUUUGUCCCGAGCAAAACAUUCAUAUCGUCAGGUGCCGUAUCAGCGCACCGUAAUCCACGGUGUUGGCCGGGACGACCAAGCCUGAUCAACGACGGCAAGGAUGAUAUUAACGACUGGGUCCCAGAGCGGUGGUAUCGAAAUGGCCAGGAAUCAACAGCAAGAUCAACAGAGUCAGGGUGCCAGCCCCGGGAUGAGGAAUUUGGGAGUGCUUCUACAAGCACACUGCUCUUUCGGCUGGAGGGAGACUCGUUCAUUCCUUUUAGCGAUGGGCCAAGAUCAUGCCUCGGCCGACGGAUUUCUCAGGGAGAAAUUAUUGCUACGCUUGCGGUCUUGUUCAAGGACCACAGCCUGGAGUUGGCUAUAGAUGAUUGGGCGAGUGAUGAGCAAAUGGAUCGAGAGGCACGGCGCGAAGUCUACGCCAAAGCUCAAUCGAGCAGCAGAAAGAAGAUACGGGGUGCAACUUCAGUGCUAACACUCAAAAUCAGAGAUGGACAUGUGCCGGUCAGGCUGGUUAAGAGAGGACGAGAAAAGUUUGUGAGCUGGAUUUAGAAUAACGAUGACCAAUGGAAGUGUUCCUACGGUGUUUGCAUAAUACAUGCUAAACUCAUGAUUGGAGCAGUGGUGCCAAGUUGUGUUGAUUGGACUACACCACUUCGUUCAAGGUACAG
This is a messenger RNA of Fusarium odoratissimum NRRL 54006, 1129 nucleotides long. RefSeq lists its product as uncharacterized. Gene Ontology annotation, molecular function: monooxygenase activity; iron ion binding; heme binding. The transcript is spliced from 2 exons. The coding region runs from base 1 to 429 and encodes 142 amino acids. NCBI's taxonomy places the organism in Eukaryota, Fungi, Ascomycota, Sordariomycetes, Hypocreales, Nectriaceae. The record is from RefSeq and is a predicted model, not a curated record.